CUUAAAUCCGAAAACCCGGUGGAGUAUGCAAAAUUAGGGGGCGGAACGGGGAAGCAAACGCAAAUAUCGAGGUUUGCAAAUAACCAACAAGCUUUUGGUAAUUUCUCAUACAAUGAUGCACAAAAUUUGACAGUUUCAACGGUUGCCGUGGAACAAGAAUUUAGUUCGGCCGGCAAUGUCCUAACACAAACCAGAACGAGGUUGAACGCUGAAUCUCUUGAGAUGCUUAUAUGCUACCACAAUUGGUUGAAAGCAGCCCGUAGAGCUCAAGAAAUUAACAUCACCCCAUCCCAACACUUUAUGAAUGAAUCUACAACCGAAGGUGGCUCUACCUAUGCCGGAGAUUCCGAUUGAAAUAUUGAAUGAUUGAUUAGUAAUUCAUGUUUUAAAAACAAUUAUAGUUCCUACUUAAUUUUCAAAUGUAGUUCCUAUUUCAUUUCAAAUAAAUGCACUUGAAGUUUGUUUUUUAAUACUUGUAUAAAACUAUAAAGUAUAAAAUAUAAAUUAAAAUACAUAUAUAUUUAACCAACCCAGCCCGGCCCGGCGGGUGGCCCGACCCGUGACCCGUCCAACCCGCGGGCCGAUCCCAGGCCCAUGUGAUACGAACCGGCAGCCCGACCCGGCCCG
Molecule: messenger RNA, 627 nt
Organism: Cuscuta europaea
Lineage: Eukaryota; Viridiplantae; Streptophyta; Magnoliopsida; Solanales; Convolvulaceae
Source: the annotation of a GenBank genome assembly